Molecule: messenger RNA, 947 nt
Organism: Culex quinquefasciatus (southern house mosquito)
Lineage: Eukaryota; Metazoa; Arthropoda; Insecta; Diptera; Culicidae
Exons: 2
Coding region: 1-939 (312 amino acids)
Source: RefSeq, a predicted model, not a curated record
AUGGUCGUCAACACGGCAGUUCGCGUCUCGACACCGUCGCCAACGGAGCAACCGCAGUUCUCUUCCGGGAGUCCCGGCGACCAGCAGUUCACCGCGAACCGCCGCGGGUAUUGGUCCUUCCAUCCGUUCCCGGUAACUCCGCACCAACACCAGCAGCACCAUCCCCGAUUCCUGUACACGAUGUACUCGCCCAGCUUCAAUCCGUACUCCUCGGGGCCAGCGGCCUCGCUCGACGGUCCACCGUAUCCGGUUUACUCCAGUGCGCCGGACAUGUCCCAAGGGUACGGGACCAAGUACGGACCACCCUCGAGCGGACCCAGCAGCUAUGGACCGCCAAGUGGCCACGGUGGAGGAUCCUCGUACGGACCACCCCCGUCCUCGUCCGGUGGGUACGACUACCAUCCGGCACCGCCCCAGCCGGCCCACCAUCACCACCACUCGCACACCUCGAUUCCGGUGCACUUUUCCUCGGGAAAGUCCAAAAAAGGCAAGGGAGGGGCGCUGUCGGCGUUGACGCUGUUGGCGUUUCUGUACUUUCUGAACCUGCUGCAGAGUUGUUUGAAGGAGCACAUGGACACGAUGAAUCCGACGGUCAUGGUAAUGACGGCCGGUGCCACCCGGCGGAAGGACUUCGGUUCGGUGUUGCUGACCGGACAGGAUGGAACCGACGCGGAACUGGCCGCCGAUGAGCAGGACGAAGAUGAAGGAGAGUACGAAGUGGGUGGCGGUUACGCAGCGAAUGACGACGAGAAGUAUCACCUGCUGACGUCUAGCAAGACCAAUCGAACGCGGGGUGGCCAAAGCUUCUUCGGUGGAGGAGGUACUCACUAUCGGCGAACCAAGCAGAAUCAACGUGGACGGGAGGAUCAGAGAAAAAAGGACAGAAAUCGUCAGUACUAUCGGGAGGAGGAAGCGGAAGAGGUGUAUGAAGAGUAUUGAUUAUAGCU